Pseudomassariella vexata is the source of this 1516-nucleotide messenger RNA. RefSeq names its product class II aldolase and Adducin domain-containing protein. The transcript is spliced from 5 exons. NCBI's taxonomy places the organism in Eukaryota, Fungi, Ascomycota, Sordariomycetes, Amphisphaeriales, Pseudomassariaceae. Gene Ontology annotation, molecular function: actin filament binding. Gene Ontology annotation, cellular component: cytoskeleton. The coding region runs from base 326 to 1156 and encodes 276 amino acids. The record is from RefSeq and is a predicted model, not a curated record.
GUUGCAUAAUGACUAGUGACAUGACUUCAUUGGAUAUUCCUAGAUAAGGGUGGCGGAUCGAAUCCGACGCCACCCCAGGGACGCACCACUAACUUAGCUUUUGCAGUAGCUAGGGAAAUGAGGUCUUAUUUGGUCAUACCAAGACUUCAACUCCUCCGCAGGCUAAGCUUUGUGAAACUUAAUCGUAGAUGAUAUAUGUAGAGUAGGCUUUCUCUUCAAUUUCAUCAGGACUCCGAACCUUCCAAGUCCCACAUGCCACACGUAUUCGGCUUGUUUCUAUAGCCUCCGCCCGUCCUCAUUCUAGAAACCAGAAGAAUUCGCCAAGAUGUCUCCACAUUCUACCAAAGGAGCAUCAGGAAUGGAAGAUGCUGCUAGGGGCGAUUCGGCUAGACCCAUGCCUCCCAAGUUCGACGACCCACUCGAUGAACGGCAAUAUCUCAAGGAACGACUUGCAUUGGCAUUUCGUAUCUUCGCCAAGCUGGGAUAUGACGAAGGCGUCGCUGGCCAUAUCACUGUCCGCGAUCCUGUAGAGCCUACCACUUUCUGGGUCAACCCCUUCGGCGUAGCCUGGCCGCUCCUCAGGGCAUCCGACCUAAUCCGCGUUGAUAACUCGGGUGAGAUUAUAGACGGCGGUGUUGUCCGUAUUCUCAAUACCGCAGCCUACAUGAUCCACCAUGCCAUACACACAGCCCGCCCCGAAAUAAACUGCGUAGCACACUCGCACAGCAUCCACGGGCGCGCCUUCUCAACGCUCGGCCGCAACCUGGAUAUCAUCACGCAAGACAGCUGCGCCUUCUACAAUGACAUUGCCCACUACGACACCUUCGGUGGCGUCGUGCUGGGACCGGAGGAAGGCGUCAAUAUCGCCAAGGCGCUGGGACAGAAAAAGGCGGCCAUCCUGGCUAGCCAUGGACUGAUGACGUGUGGGAAGUCGGUGGAGAGCUGUGUGUUCUGGUUCAUGAGCCUCGAGAAGUGCUGUAGGGCCCAGUUAAUGGCGGAUGCGGCCGCGGCGGGUAGAGGGGGAACGACGGUCAAGAUAAGUAAGAAGGAAGCUGAGUUCACGUAUGAGACCGUAGGGACCGAGUAUGCGGGAUGGUUCUCGGCUAAGCCUGCUUUUGAUAUGAUGGCGCAUGAGGGGGUUGACUAUAAGAUGUGAGGGGACUUUGCGCUCUGGUGCUAGUUCAGGGACUUUGUAUGUUUGUCGAAUGGCUAGAUGUGGCAGAUUGGCAUAAUGUAGAGGCGCCGCUCGCAGGUAGACAGCUUGUAAGUUAGGAAUCGCUAAUGUGCGCUCGAGUAUCUCGUGGAAACAUCUCUGCGACAGACUCUGUUUGCUUUCGAUCGCGAGAAAAGAAAAAGGGAGAGAGACAGAAAAGAACAGCGGAGGAAAGCAGCUAAACACCAUGGAUCAAUAGCCAUUGGGUAGCGGAAAAAUGGUUUCCUGGCAUAUAAUGUAGGCGGUUACAAUACCUGCAACAUCUGACCCGGUGUCGGAUUUCAAGCAUUGGGGGGGAGGGGC